Messenger RNA from Penicillium expansum, 1215 nucleotides. RefSeq names its product FAD-dependent oxidoreductase. Gene Ontology annotation, molecular function: FAD binding; monooxygenase activity. The record is from RefSeq and is a predicted model, not a curated record. The coding region runs from base 1 to 1215 and encodes 404 amino acids. NCBI's taxonomy places the organism in Eukaryota, Fungi, Ascomycota, Eurotiomycetes, Eurotiales, Aspergillaceae. The transcript is spliced from 3 exons.
AUGAGUACUCCACAACGCCUUCGUGUCGCCAUCAUUGGCGGCGGUAUUGCCGGAACAAUGGCAGCUUGUGUUCUUCGCGAGCACCACGAUGUCACCAUAUUUGAACGUGGUAGUGAGAAUGCCAUUGGAGGAGGACAAGCCAUUUCUCUCAGUCCUGGCUCUGUCAAAAUUUUGAACCAAUUCGGCUUCGAUGAGGACCGCGCGGGAGCGGUUUCAGGGCGUGGCUUCAAAGUGUAUCAUCAGAAUGGAACACUGAAAAAAGUCAUCCCCAUCGAUGUAGCCGAAAGAUUUGGUGCGGAGUGGCUGAUGACACUUCGCUCAGACGCCCGCGAUGAGAUACUGCGUAUUGCUACUGCGGAUUCAGCGGAAGUAGGAAGGACAGGAAUACCACCUCGCGUCGUCUACAACGUCAAAGUGGUUGGUAUUGAUGUCGACUCUGGCGUGGUCACCUUCGCAGAUGGUUCGUCUGUCGAAGUGGAUUUGAUUAUCGUCGCUGAUGGAAUCCGUUCUAAAUUUCGCGAACAAAUCGUCGGCAAUUCCGACAGUCACGUGAAAUCAGCUGGGAAAUCUAUCUUUCGCUUCGUUUUGUCAGCGGAGCAGGCCAAGGAGGUCACUGGCACCUUACACGAGUGGUGGGACCCCAGCAAAGGAGGAUUUUCCCACAUGAUUCCUGCAGAAGACGAAACGAACCGUAUCCUGAUCGCAUACCCAGCCAAGAAAUUUGGAUAUGUGAACUUCAGCUACAUUUGCCCCAAUUCCUAUGUCAAGGAGACGGGAGAAGAGUCGUGGUUCACAGACGGAGACCGGGAUGAGUUACUUGAAGUUUUCAAGGACUUCCCCGAGAAUAUGUUGCAAUUCAUUCGGCGUGCAGAAGAAGUGAAGAUUUGGAGUCUUCGAGAUCAUGAUCCUCUUCCUUCCUAUGUCCGCGGCCGAGCUGUCUUGGUGGGCGACUCUGCCCAUGCAAUGACGCCCUUGCAAGGACAGGGAGCAAACCAAGCCAUUGAGGAUGCAGAGGGCUUCCGACUGUUUACACAAUACAAUGUAACCAGGGAAGCUGUACCUGCCUUGUUGAAGACAUGGGACGGCGUUCGUCGUCCUCGGGCUACUCAGGUCCAACUCAACACGCGCUCCGCGGGCACUGCCAUGAACGAAACAAACGGGCUGAAGAACAUGGCUUACAACUGGACAUAUGAUGGUAUCCUGAAUGCCCUUUAG